This is a messenger RNA of Pediculus humanus corporis (human body louse), 3477 nucleotides long. RefSeq names its product transient receptor potential protein, putative. The transcript has 17 exons. Gene Ontology annotation, cellular component: cation channel complex; membrane. Gene Ontology annotation, biological process: calcium ion transmembrane transport; manganese ion transport; regulation of cytosolic calcium ion concentration. The coding region runs from base 1 to 3477 and encodes 1158 amino acids. The record is from RefSeq and is a predicted model, not a curated record. NCBI's taxonomy places the organism in Eukaryota, Metazoa, Arthropoda, Insecta, Psocodea, Pediculidae. Gene Ontology annotation, molecular function: protein binding; inositol 1,4,5 trisphosphate binding; store-operated calcium channel activity.
AUGAAAGUGACGGAAUCAAGAGAAGAACUUUUUAAGAAAUCCAUCGAAGAUCUCGAAGAUUCUUGCGAUUAUAACUUAUCCGCAUUAGCAGAAACAUUUUUAACACCGACAGAAAAAAAAUUUUUAUUAUGUGCCGAAAAAGGAGAUAUACCAACUUUGAGAAGCUUAUUGAUACAAUUCGAAGAUCGACCCGAUGAACUUAACAUUAAUUGCACGGAUUCGUUAAGAAGGUCAGCUUUGGUGACCGCCAUUGAAAAUGAAAAUAUGGAUUUGAUAAAAUUUUUAUUGAAAUCAAACAUAAAAGUUAAAGAUGCACUUCUUCAUGCUAUCAAAGAAGAAUUCGUCGAAGCCGUAGAAGUUUUAUUAGAAUGGGAAGAAAAAAUACACGUUGAUGGAGAACCAUACAGUUGGGAAGCAGUCGAUUCUGCAUCGGCAACUUUCACACCAGAUAUCACACCUCUUAUUUUGGCAGCUCAUACUAAUAAUUAUGAAAUAUUAAAAAUAUUACUCGACAGGGGUGCCACAUUACCAAGACCGCAUAACGUGAGGUGCGGAUGCGAUGAAUGUCUUGCAUCUUCCGAAGCAGAUUCGCUCAGGCAUUCGCAAGCUAGGAUCAAUGCAUACAAAGCAUUAAGUUCAUCAUCUUUGAUAUCAUUAUCGUCACGUGAUCCAUUACUAACAGCUUUCGAAUUGUCGUGGGAAUUGAAAAAUUUGAGUUAUUGCGAAGCUGAAUAUCGAUCGGAGUAUAAUGAAAUGAGACAAGCUACUCAAGAUUUUGCAACAGCUCUUUUAGACCAUGCAAGAACAUCAGGCGAAUUGGAAGUCAUGUUAAAUUAUAAUCCAAACGGUGAUAUUUGGGAACCUGGAGAAAGACACACGCUGGAAAGAUUAAAAUUGGCCAUUAAAUACAAACAGAAAAAGUUUGUUGCUCAUCCGAACGUUCAACAACUUUUAGCAUCGAUAUGGUACGAUGGUUUACCAGGUUUCCGUAGGAAAAGUACAGUGAGACAAAUAACUGACGUUCUCAAGUUGGCUUGCCUGUUUCCCUUUUACAGUUGCAUUUAUAUGAUAGCACCAAAUUCUAAAAUGGGUCUCUUCGUUAAAAAACCUUUCGUUAAAUUUAUUUUUCAUUCAUCAUCUUAUGCAUUCUUUCUACUCUUGUUAGGUUUGGCUUCUCAGAGAGCAGAAAACACAUUUUUAGAAUUGUUAGCCAUGGAAAUCGAAUGGUUACAUGACGUAUUAGCCGAAUGGAAAAGAAAAGAAAGAGGAUCGUGGCCUGGAGUGGUCGAAAGUGCUCUUUAUCUUUACAUUAUAAGUUUAAUAUAUAGCGAAGUGAGAGCACUUUGGACAAACGGUUUAAAAGAAUACAUGGCGGAUUUGUGGAACAUUGUAGAUUUCAUAACAAAUUGUUUUUAUCUCGUUUGGAUUGGUUUGAGAUUUACCGCCAUUUAUAUCGUCAUGAGAGAAUCGAAUUUAGGACUCGAUCCGUAUAUACCCCGAGAACAGUGGCAUCCGUUUGAUCCGAUGUUGUUAUCAGAAGGUGCAUUUGCCGGUGGAAUGAUAUUAAGUUUUUUAAAAUUGGUACACGUGUUCAGUGUGAAUCCUCAUCUCGGGCCGCUACAAAUAUCACUCGGAAGAAUGAUAAUAGACAUAUUGAAAUUUUUUUUUAUAUACAUGUUGGUACUCGUGGCUUUCGGUUGUGGUAUUAAUCAAUUACUAUGGUAUUAUUCGAAUUUGGAAAAGGUUAAAUGUUUCGGAGAGGAUGGAACGCUGGAACCUGAUUUCGAUAAUAAUGAAAAAGCUUGUACAGUUUGGAGAAGAUUCGCAAACCUUUUCGAAACAUCUCAAUCGUUAUUUUGGGCAUCUUUCGGUUUGGUUGAUUUAACAUCAUUCGAUUUAGUCGGUAUAAAUAGUUUUACGAGAUUUUGGAGUCUUUUACUUUUCGGUUGUUAUUCCGUCAUCAACAUAAUUGUUCUUUUAAACAUGUUGAUUGCCAUGAUGUCAAAUUCAUAUCAAAUCAUAUCGGAAAGAUCCGAUAUCGAAUGGAAAUUUGCUAGGAGUCAUUUAUGGAUGAGUUAUUUCGAUGAUGGGGACACACUACCGCCGCCAUUUAAUUUACUACCGACAAUGAAAACAUUAUUAAGAAUAUUUAAAACGGAAAAAAAUCUCACAGCGGAUUCUUUUAAGGUCAAAUCGAUGGACAAAGCUCGAAAACGUCACGAAUUGGUUAUGAACAAUUUAAUUGCACGAUACGUAACGGCUGAACAACGAAAGAGAUGCGAUUAUGGUAUAACGGAAGAUGACGUCAUAGAAAUAAGACAGGAUAUAUCGUCUUUAAGAUAUGAAUUAGUACAUAUAUUAAGAGCGAACGGAAUGAAAACGCCGGAAAUGAAUCCGGAUCAAAAUUUAGUGACCAAAAAGGGAAAAAUAAUGGAAAGACGGUUGGAGAAAGAUUUUAGAAUUGGAAUUGUCGAAGGAAUAAUUCAUGAAUUUUUAUCAUCCGAUAAAGAUUCGUUAGACAUAUUUGGUAAAAUAGCAAAAGUAUUUAAUAGAAAACGAAACAAAUCUAAAAAACAAGAUUGGAAUACCAUAGUCCGAAAAUCGAGUUAUCAGAAAAAUUUAAUCGGAUCCUCGGAAGAAAGAAGAGAAAGAUUGGCCAAACAAAGCGUUCGAAGGUACAUCAUCGAAAAACUUUCAAGUUCCGAAGCUUUGGAUCCUGAAAAACUUGUCCAAUAUAAUCCUCAACUUUUACAAAUGGCUCCGGCUGCUCGUAUUGCUUACACGAAAUUUAGCAGAAUUAAAAUAACUCGAGAAUUUGCAGAACAAGAAAAAAUAAUCAACGAAGAAAUUGAAGAAGAAAAACAUGCGGAAGAAUUGGUAAAAUUAACACAUUCUUCGACGGAAAGAAAGAAAGACGAAGAACAACCACCAAAUGAUACUACAGACUUUUCCAUAGUCAGACCGAGACCACAAUCCCGCUCAAAUUCAAAACUAAUGAAACUAAUAAGUAUACCAUCAAAAGAAGGUACAGAAACGAAAGAUUGCAUAAUUAAAAUGUCAGAAGAAGAUGAAAAUGAAACGAUCGUAACGGUCGAAAACGAAAUCAAACAAGAAAAAAAAACGUCAUCGAUUUCCAUACAAUCACCGCCAUCUUUAAAUGACGUAAUACCAACGGUGGUAUCAAUCGAAAGUCCGUUGAAAGAUGUUAAAAAAUUCGAACCCGUCGCCGCCAUAAUUCGUCAAAUGUCGAUCAAAUCUAUUACUACUUCGCCGGUUCAAAAAUCACCGCCGACGGAUGAAAUGACACCGCCGACACCGCCGAUUCCCAUAAUUAAAAAACCGGAAAUGAAAACUGAUGAAAAUGAGGAAAACAACAAGUUUACAAGUCUCGAUAUUAAGGGCAGUAGGUCACCGCUCGCUGAUUCAUCACGCGGACGAUCCAAAGUCACUGGAGAAAUCAUUUCCGGUUGGCUUUAA